GAUGGUGGAUGGGGAUUUCGUUGUGUACUUCUUGUUGUCCUGCCAUUGAGCUGGCUCGAGCUCCGCCUGCAGCCUAGCCGAUGUUUGAGAAACUUGUAACUUCCAUAUAGCCAUGACCGCCAGGAGCAAACGCUUGAAAUUCCUGGGGCUCCUUCACCUCAUCAUUUGGUCCGACCACGGCGUCUCGGCCAUCCGUGAUGCGCACGUGAAGACUGGUCUAUCGGGCAGUCUCUCCCCCGAGGAGUCCCUGAGCAUUGACGAGGAUUUGGAGUUGGAUGACGCACAGCUGGAGGGCGAGGAUCUGCUGGAUGAGCCGAGUGGAUUGGACUUCAACGUUCGUGCUGGGUCUCUACUGGAGACGGGCAUUGCAGGUGCCGCGCUCAGCCUGGAAGCCGCCACUGCCACGGCGGCCCAGCAGGCCGCACGAGCGCAGAUGCAAUUGGCCAUGGGGCGAUUGAUGGAGAACACCGAGGAGAUUACCCAGCUUUUGAACAACGAUGCCACGGAGCUGGUGCAGUUGCUGGAAGAAACAGAGGAGACGACCAAUGACUAUGAGCGCACUCCCAAGGACCAGCAGGUCAUCGACAAGGCCCUGAAGGUCUCGAAGAAGAUGGUCGAUGUAUUGGGCAAGGCCAAGUCCAACGAUGCGGCCAUCAAGGCACAUCUCAGACAGACCGGCGAUCCGCUGGUCUACGACGAUGGGAGCACUCAAGUGGACAAUGCGACGGAUCCCGGGAAGCAGGUUGGAGAGCUGGCGGAAGGUGUGGCGAAGCUGGCGAAGAGGCGUGGCGAUAAGAAGACCUUGAAGAAGGCUGAAAGUCGCGUGUUGCAGCACAUGCAAACGGUCCAGAGAAUGGUCGAUGGAGCUCAGGAGGUCAAUGAGAUUCCAGGCGACGCCCGGGAGAUCCUGGACGAUGCGCCGGAGGACGAGGCGUCCCAGCUGUUGGACGAUGUGCAGAUGGCCUCCGCCGAAGGUCCGGAGGACGAAGUGGAUGCGGCGGAGAGUUGGGAGGUGGAUGAGUUGGAUGUGGAGAAGAUGGACGGUUUCACUCGAGCCAAGCUGUGUGAGACCUUGCCCAGCUUGGAUUGCGACGCCUGCGGGCAGAACGCCAGCAGCCUCGACGAGUAUCAGGGAUGUGUGGCACAGGAGAUCAUGGUCUAUCAGAAGGAGCGCAAGCAGAAGGACCUGCGGAGCAUGUACGGCAAGCAGUUGGACCAGACAGUCGAAAACAGAAAGAAGGUCAAGCACCUCAAGCGUGGAGCCCUCUUGGCGGCGCACGAUGCCCUUCAGAUUUGGGGCGUGCACCGCAACUGGGCGCGUUGGACCUCUGAUCCCACGUGGCCUUUGGAAGCCUUGAAAGGCGAACCCGCGAAGGCGGGCUGGGAUGCCUUUACGACCGAUUCCCAGGCCAUCGUGACGUCUCACAUCAACGACUUCCAGACCGAAGCCGUCUCCAUCGCACAGGAGGAGGGGAUGGCCUCCGCCGACACCAUCUACCAGGGCCACCUGGCGGAGCACGUGGACGCGGCGCAGGAGCUGCAGACGGGUGCAGAAGAGCUCAUGGCGCAAGGAGCCGAGAUGCAAGAGUCGGCCACUGGGAUGAUCGGAGACGUCCAAGGCAGUAUGGCAGAGGCCCAGGCCAUCCAGGCCGAUUCCAUGGCACUGCAGGCGGAGAUGCAGCAGACCAGCGCUGCUUUGCAGGUCGAGGUGGAAAACUGCCAGCAGCCCGUGAACCCUCUCACGGGAGCCUCCUCUUGCGAUCCAGCGGAGAUCCAGCGCCUGACCACCGAAAUGGAUGGCCACCGGGCCGAAGCCCAGGAGAUCUCCGACCGCGCCUCGGCGCUGGGCGAGGAUAUGCAGGUGCACUCCGAGGAGGCUCAGCAGAUGGCGGCUGACGCGGAGGCCAUGGCGGCCGAUGCGGAGACCUUGAAGAACGACGCGCUGCAGUUGAAAGACGCUGCUUUGGAGGAGCUCACCGCGGACGAGACGUUGCAGGCAGUGCUGGAGGAGCUCAUCGACUGCGCCAAGCGCAUCGCCAACCGAAUCCUCGAUUUGGCCGCCGAGACCAUCAAGUCCAUGAUGAGGCAGAUCCUUGCAUUGGUGCCUGACCUCUUCUUCGCUUGCUUGGAGGCGGCGCUGGACAUCAUCACCGGCUUCGGCUGGAUCAUCACCGCUGCACGCCUCAGUUACAAGCUGGCCAAGUUCGCGCGGAGGAAAUGGCGAGAAUGGAAAGACUCCAAGAAGCAACAGCUGUGCGGGAAGGAGCCUCAGCUAGAUUGCUGCGUGAAUAACGUGAUGUCCUGGUACGAUCAGCAGGUGAAGGCCCAGCGUGUCACGGAGGCCGAGUUUCGCGCCGACACGCAGUCCUUCCUGGCCAAGGCCCAGCGAUAUCCGGAUCAAUGCACGCCUUGGGUCGUGACGAUGUUUUCCGACGCCACGGACAACGAGACCUUGAAGGUUCUGAUCGCGCGUGAAGCGGAAGCGACGCCGCCCAGCAUUUACACGACACCAGCCAGGCUCUACGGCCUUUUCGGCAAGGGCUUCCUGAGGCGGAAAUUCCCCGUGCGCCUGGUCGUGUCCCGCUCCAGCUUCCUGGUGGAAUUCCCCAAGAAGAAGCGCCAGAAGCGGCAGCGGGUCCUCCGCUUCAACGCGCUGUGUGAGGAUUUUAUGCCCAGUGCAAGCGGCCAGCGAGACACCAAAGGACUGCGCGUGCUGAAGACGAAGAAGAAGGUCCCCAUGGGAGUGGUCUUCCGCUUUGGCAAGGGCGUCCUGGGUCAAAGGACCUUCGACCUCGAUGGGUCGAAUCCCUGCGCCGUGGCACACGCCAUGUGCCGUGCUGCUUGCUAUCGCCCUGAGAAGUGUGACGACUACAUCGACCCCGAGGGCUAUAUAGGGCUGGACAGCCAUGCAGCACGGUCAAACGAGAAGAACUUGCUGCCGCUGUGUGCGCCGGUGGCGGGCCUGGCACGUGCCAAUGGGGUGAAGGAGAGCGCCGUGAAGAAAGAGACGCAGCUGGGGCCCACGGCCUUGCGGCCCUUUGUGUGGCAACACAUGUUCAAAGAAGGCAAGGCCCAGGCCAUGUCCCGCACGGAAGCCUUGGCCUAUGCGGCGUCCGUGUGUGACCAGCAUGUGAUUCCCUUUUGGUCUUGUGGGAGCGAAGAAUGUUCCCUGUGUCAAGGGGUGGCCUCCUUCUAUUUUUCUUCGCAGAACCCUGACGACUGGUGUCGGUCCUUCAAGUUGCCGGACAGCGAGAACGUCUCCGAGUCCUACGCGCGCGAUUUGGGCCGCCACUUCAAGUGCAACUACUUGGCAGGAUACCUCAGCAGCACGGAUGACCAGCGGCGGCUGUCGGGACGGGAGUCCACCAUGCAGGAGGUGUGCAAUGCACGGACCAUGUGCUCGGAGCAGACCAACUUGCUGCCCCAGCUGGACAUGCGCCCGGGCCUUCAGAAAGGCACCGAUGCCUACGCCGACUCCCAGUGCCGCAUGUGCCUGGAGUUCGUGCAGCGCGCGGCGGCGGGCCUGCGGCCGAAGAACUUCUGCAAGGCCAUCCCCAGAAUGUAUCAACAGCAGAAGAUCUUUUGUGAGGGCACUUUGGAAGAGAUGAUGGAGGCUCUACCUGCCAUCAAGGAUGCGCAGGAUAGGUGGCGAUUACAUCGGUGGAUCUACAACUGGAAGAGCAAGCUCACUGGCAGUGCCUGCGACCGCUACUGCCGUGGUUGGGUCCAGCGAAAGCCUUCCUCACGCGAGACGCUGCAGAAUCCUUCGCCGCUCUUGUUGGCCGGCGAAGAUACCUUGCCAGCGCCUCCGGGGAAGGUGCUCGAGACUUGGCAGAGCGAAGCUGCCAAAGGACUGGCACAGUCGCCGUGGCUGCAGCGCGCUUUGAAGAGCGUCCAAAUGCGGCUGCCGCUCAGCGCUGUCUCUGGCCCACAGGUGGUCAUGUGGAAGCUUGAGGAUCGCAUUCAGGGCUCCAUCAGUGGCUGGGAGGCCUUGUUGAAAGAGCUGGCCUGGGAUGGAAGCUUCACCCAGAAGAGGAUUUGGCCCAGGACCAGUACACAGGGCCUGAUGUCCAAGAAGGUCCGGGAGGCGGUGUUCUUGAUGCUCAAGGAAGCCACCUUGCUGAGGAGCCACAUGGGCUUCAUCCAAGACAUCUUGGAUACCAAGCUCAACCAGCGCGUGGCAAGGCUGACGGCGGAGGAUUUGAUCCGACGGGUGGAUUUGCUCAUGGAGAACUUCGACGCCAUGAGUCAGGUCAUGACGAGCAUCAAUCCUACGAAGGCGCCCUCGAAGCUCCGCCGGGCGCUGCGGCGCAAAGCGCGAGAUCGGGAGACGGUGGUGAAGUGCUACGCCGUGGCCGUGGAACGCCAUGAGACCUAUAGUCCCAUCAUGGACGAGCUGAGCAAAGCAUUGAAAGCCGCUACUGACAAGCUGGUGGAGGCUCGUCAGCGGGGUGUCAAGUACUCCCCGAAAGACACAGGCCUACUGGACGUCUUGACCAAGUUCUACUUGGUCCUUCCCAAGGAGGAGCAGACACGCUUCACCCGGCUGAAGCAGUGGCUGAAUCCCUUCAAUCUCUUCCGAACUCGGCUGAAGAUCGACAAAUUGGUGAAGGCAGAUGCGAAAGAUUGCUCCUUCCGGAAGGUACGCCAAAUGACCAAGAGCGGCCUAUGGAAGGAAUUUCAGACGUGCUGCACCGAGCGCACGAAACAAGUCUUGGGCUGGGAAACCAACAUCCGCAUCGUCAACACGCAGAUCAGCAAGAUUUUGGAGAUGAUCGGCUACGUGAAGGGCAACUUCGUGACACGGAACAUCCGAAAGGCUUUCAGAUAUACCAGGAAAGUGCUACUCGGCAUUGAGCAACGAAGGAGUGUGUGGAUCGAGGAGGAGGCAGCUGACAUGCUCCUAGGCACGUGGAAAGAUUUCCAGAAGUCUUUGGAUGACGGCCGGGCAAUGCACCAGAAGCGCGCUAGCAACUUCCGGCAGCUUACUGAGGAGAUGUACACCUCCGUAGGAGACCGAGGUGUUCGUCGUGGACUCUUCAGGGAAUUGAGGUUUGAUGUGGUGAAGCGCAAUGCCCUGAAAGAACUCCAGAACGGGAAAGAGGAAUUUCAGAAGAUACGAGACCUGCUGUCAAAGCUUGCAGGGCGCUUGGCUUUGCAGGAGGAUCGCUUUCCGGAGCUGACCCAGGAGGGCGACCAGCAGAGACCCACGGCCACCUUCGUUCUGGUGACGAAGGGUUUCUGCGAAGACCAGCCCAAGCGCCGCAAAGCCUCCAAAUGGGAAUGCGAGCGCGAAGCCUCCUUGAAGCUCCAACUCUCCUACCAGACCCGCAGCUUCUUCCUCCGGUCAUCGGCACCGGUAGGCUGCUUGGCCUUUGGCAAGGGCACUUCCAAGUCCUACUUCCGCGACAAGCCCAAAGGUGGCCCUUGCGGCAGGCGGGGCGUCCAAUGUGUUUGCGCCAUCGACAGCUGAGCCAUCCGGCAGCUCAGCAGCGAAGCAGCGUUUUCACGUGGGGCUGCAGAGGGAGCAAUCCCAGCAUGGCCAUCAUCCAAGAGAUCC
Molecule: messenger RNA, 5560 nt
Organism: Durusdinium trenchii
Lineage: Eukaryota; Dinophyceae; Suessiales; Symbiodiniaceae
Source: the annotation of a GenBank genome assembly